This is a messenger RNA of Staurois parvus, 1497 nucleotides long. Lineage: Eukaryota; Metazoa; Chordata; Amphibia; Anura; Ranidae. The record is from the annotation of a GenBank genome assembly.
AUGCCGGUCCCCCCGCCUCCUCCUCCAGGGGCACCCCCUCCUCCUACAUUUUCACAGGCAAAUACAGAAAAACCCUCUUUAUCUAAAUGUGAGCAAUCAGGAAGAAGUGCUCUGUUGUGUGAUAUUUCAAAAGGAAAAAGGCUCAAGAAGACAGUCACCAAUGACAGAAGCGGGCCAGUCCUUGACAAACCCAAAACAUCUCCUGGAGGCGGCGGAAUGGGUGGUGGUUGUGGUGGUGGUGGCAGUGGUGGUGGCAGUGGUGGUGGAGGAAUGGGAGGAGGUGGAGGAGGCUUUGGAGGACCUCCUGGGUUAGGUGGCUUGUUUCACGGAGGAAUGCCAAAGCUACGAUCAUCAGGAAGCAGAGAAAAUGAUUCAGUGGGAAGCAGACCACAAAUGUUGCCUCCUGGUGGAAGAACAACCACUCCUAGACCUUUUGUCCCACCAAGUGCAUCUCCAAGAGGCCCUCCACCUCAACUGGGCAUAAGAAGCAGUGCCCCAGAACUACAGAGAAACCGCAUGCCACCUCCUCCAAGGAACGAUUUUAGUCCAAGAUCAGAAAAUGCACCACCUUUAGUCCCUAAUACACCGAGACCCAUGCCAUCAAGUCUUUACAACAGAGGCCCUCCACCAGUCCCUGCUGGAAACAGGCAAAUGACCGCAGGAUUUGCUCCUUCACCUUUUUCUUUAAAUAAAAGUCCUGGAUUUGGUGGUAACAGCAGAACAUCUCCAUCAAUGCCUCCACAACUGCCUUCUAUGAACAAGCCAUCACUUUCUCAAACACCUAGUCGUUCCAUGGAUGACAGACCACCACCUCCUCCAACACCAACAGGAAAUAGACCUCCACUUGGAAGAGAUGGACCCCCAGCUCCCCCACCUCAAAACAAUAAGCCACCAGUUCCCUCCACACCUAGACCCAUUUCAUCUAGCCAGGGACCUCCUCUGCCACCAGGCCGCCCUGGACCUCCACCACUUCCUCCUACCCCUUCCAGUUCUGAAGAUAUGCCAAGACCCCCUCAACGAAAUCCUUCUUUUUCAUCCUUACCUGCUCCACCUCCACCUGCUGCGCUCUCUAAUCGUUCUGGUCCACCCCCACCACCAUCUAGAGAUCCACCUCCAAGAACUGGACAACUUCCUCCACCUCCUCCUUCUAACAGAAAUGGAUUUACUCAUAGAGGAUCAAUACCCCAGCCUCCGAUGAAACCUGGAGCAGAAUCCCCCAGAACUGGCUCCAGACCACCACCACCUCCAGAACGACCAGGCUUAGGGCCUCUGCCCCCUCCACCACCUUCUUCAUCUGUGAGAAAUGGUUAUCAAGAUUCAUCUAAUGAAGAUGAAUGGGAACGACGAUUUUCAUUCCGCCCAUUUACUGAUCUGCCACCACCGGAACCUUACAUACCGAUGAACAAGUCUUACCCCAGUAAACUCAUGAGAAAUGAUAGCCGAAGUGGUUCCAGAAGAGAGAGAGGUGCCCCUCCUUUGCCUCCAAUACCCAGGUGA